Astrephomene gubernaculifera is the source of this 2693-nucleotide messenger RNA. NCBI's taxonomy places the organism in Eukaryota, Viridiplantae, Chlorophyta, Chlorophyceae, Chlamydomonadales, Astrephomenaceae. The record is from the annotation of a GenBank genome assembly.
AUCAUAAUGCAUAUAUGAGAGCUCCUUGUCAGUAAUGCCAGUUUGAGCUGUACCUGUAAUACGCCGUUGAGUUUGUGUGUGGUCGUUAUGGUGCGAAGAUAGCCAUAGUCGUCCUUGACAGAUAAGUAGAUUAUUUCCCUUCGUGAGCAAAUACCUCCUAGAGCGGCGUUGUCCGCAUAGGAUGCAACAAAGGAUGCCGGUCGCGGGUGCGGGUACACGUUGCUUCGCGGCUUCGCGGAUGCUACGCGCAGCAGCAAGGGUGUGCCUGCCCUUCCAGUCUUCAAUUGCUUCUCCGCGGACAGCUCUUGCGGGCGCAUCCGCUGCCGCGAAUUGCGUACCAUGCGCAUCACCAGGGCCCAUGCGUGGCGACCGCAUUCGCACUUGCUGCUCCAGCUGCCCCAAUCCAGUCCCAGCUACAAGCAACUCCCAACAGGAAAACUUCACGAUCACGACGCCGCUGUACUACGUCAACGCAGCUCCCCACAUGGGCAGUGCCUACCCCACCAUCGCAGCUGACGUGGCCUCACGCUUCCAGCGCCUGCUGGGCAAGCGAGUGCGCUUCCUGACGGGUACGGACGAGCACGGCGAGAAGAUCGCAGCAGCAGCCGCCCGCCGGGGUAUGAGCCCGCAGGCGCACUGCGAUGACAUUGCGGCGCAGUACACCGACCUGUGGAGCAAGCUGGACAUCCGCUACGACCGCUUCGUGCGCACCACGCAGUCCCGCCACGCGGCCCUGGUGGUGGAGGUGCUGGGCCGGUGCUGGGAGCGCGGCGACAUCUACUCCGCGGACUACGAGGGCUGGUACUGCGUGGACUGCGAGGAGUUCAAGGACGAGAAGGAGAUGGUGGCGCUGGAGGGGCCGGACGGCAAACCCGCGACCGAGGCCCGGGGCUGCCCCACCCACCGCAAGCCGUGCCAACACCGAAAGGAGGCCAACUACUUCUUCCGUCUCAGCAAGUACUCCAAGGAGGUUGAGGAGCUGCUGCUGCGAGAGGACUUUGUGCAGCCGGCGUCGCGGCGGAACGAGCUCAUGUCGUACGUUCGCGAGGGCCUGCGCGACUUCUCCAUCAGUCGGGCUGCGGUGGACUGGGGCAUUCGAGUGCCCAAGGACCCGCAGCACACCGUCUACGUCUGGUUCGAUGCGCUGAUAGGUUACCUAUCCGGUCUGCUCCCGGACGACGUAACGCCCACCGCCCCCGCCGCCUGCGAGCACGGCUGGCCCGCCUCCGUGCACGUGAUCGGCAAGGACAUCCUGCGCUUCCACGCCAUCUACUGGCCCGGCAUGCUGCUGUCGGCCGGACUGCCCCCGCCGCGGCAAGUGUACGGCCACGGCUUCCUGACCAAGGACGGUCUCAAGAUGGGCAAAUCACUGGGAAACACCCUUGAUCCGCAGGCGCUGGUUUCAACGUACGGAGCGGACGCCGUACGGUUGUACUUCAUGAAGGAGAUCGUCUUCGGCCAAGACGGCGACUUCAGCGAAGCGCGCUUCCGGGAUGUGGUCAACGCGGCGCUGGCCAAUAACCUGGGCAACGGUCUCAACCGCACCCUCAACCUGCUCGCCAAGUUUCACGACCGCACCAUUCCCCUGGACGCAGCCUCCCUUCCCGCCGACCUGCCGCUGCGCCAGCUGGCCUCAGAGCGGCUGCCCGCCGCCGCGCGCAGCUACUCGCAGCUGUCCUUCCACGAGGCGGCGGAGGCGGUGCUGGCGCUGGCCAGCCGCAGCAACCAGUACCUGGAGGAGACGCAGCCGUGGACCAAGCUGAAGAAGGGUACGGAUGCUGAGAAGGCGGAGGCUGCAGCGGUGCUGGUGGCGGUGUUGGAGGCGGUGCGGGUGGUGGCGGUGGGCCUGGCGCCGCUCACGCCGGGGCUCAGCCGCCGCAUUUACGCGCAGCUGGGCUUUUCGGAGGAGCAGUUUGAGGCGCUCACGUGGGCUGAUGUGGCCUGGGGCGGCUUGAAGGCGGGGCACCGUACGGCGGAGCCGGCGCCGGUGUUUGUACGACUAGAGGCUCCGGAGGAAGCGGCGGCCGCAGCGGCGGCGGCGGCAGCGCAGCAGCAGCAGCCCAAGAAGGGGAAGACUGCCAAGGCUGCCGGCGGAAGUGCGGCGGGUGACGGCAAGAAGGCGAAGAAGGAGCGGAAAGAACAGGCGGCAGAGCAGCAAAAGCAGGAGCAGACGGUGAUGGCUUAAGGAGAGGGCGAAUGCGGCUGACAAGAGAUGCUGAUGUGAUUUUUUAAAAGGCUUGGCGGUGUAGCAAAGUAGUGGUAGAUUGGUAGUGGCGUCAUCCUGUCGAGGUGGAGCAGGGCAUGGGCGUCAGCCUAAUAAUGGAAACCUGCUAGCUAUGAGUGCCUGCCAGAGGACGUGUCUGCGUUACUUGACGUGUUAUGAGACGGAGUUCGGGCCUUUUCUUCACGAUUGCAGCUUUGGGGUAGGCGAGAGGAGUUCCAUGGCCUAAACAGACGCGCUAGACAUACAUGGUUGCCAGCUUGCCACGCGUAGCACCCGUCCCGCAGCCCGGACACGAAGCUAUGCUGGAAUAUUAUGGGAUGUUUAGUGUUGAUGUAUGGAAGCUAGCUUCCGCCACCUUAUGGCAAGGGUGCAAGUAUGCCAAUUGCGGAGAGCAACAUCCCGAUGUCAAGACCUACAAAUGGGGCCCUACAACGAGAAUGCCACUCUCAUUUAACAACGAAGUCGUGUA